AUUUCAUGGAAAAUGAAACUGAAAGUUUGGCAUGGCACAAAAAGGGUGGUGCAAGAAGGAAAAGAAAGGAGCAGAAGAAAAGACAACGAGAAGUCGCGCUCAUUUGGAUCAUAGAAAACACAGCAAGAUGCAGUGCCUCCGAGAUGAGGAAGCUCUCAUCCCAAAGCCUCGUGGAAAUUUGCCAAAGAUGUGUGCUGUGGCGGUGGCUGCCACAGCAACAGGAAGCAUUGUGUUUCUGUCUCCUGAAGGGUUAUUUGGCUGGGUUGCCAUGGUAAUACUCACCUUGACCCUUGGCCCUCUGCUGCAUGGGCUCUGUUUGCUGGCAGAGGAGAUGCUACACCAUACAAACACAAGGUAUCGAGGCCAAAGGCUGCUGAGCCAUGUGCUGACAGCCUGUGGAUUAGGGGGAAAGACCCUGAUGGCUGCAGGGCUGGCAGGCCUUCUGCUCUACCUGGCCGAACCUCCUCUGCCACACAAAGGCCAGUGCUGGAAGCUCCUUAUCCUGGCCUCAGUUCUUUAUGCGCUGUUGAAAAGCCUGGGAGUCCUGGGUCCAUCGGAGGUGGAGGUGUCAGACAUUUGUGAGAACAGGAAGAUGAAUGUGGCCCACGGCCUGGCCUGGUCCUUCUACCUGGGCUACCUGCGACUGGUACUGCCAUGUUUGGAGGACUCCAUUGCAGUAUUCCGUUCCACCCAUCAGGCCACCAAAUUCAGGGGCCGUGGCUCCUGGAGGCUCCUCAUCCUUGUACCACUCAACUCUAACAUUUCUCACAAGCUGGAGGAUGAAGACGACAACAUCCAUUUCUAUGACAACCUCCCCAACAAUGAGAUAGACAGGGCAGGAGUCCGGGGGCGGGUCUACACGCACAGCGUCUACAGAGUACUGGACGAGAACGGGAAGGGCCAUGAGUGUGUGGUGGAGUAUGCCACGCCUCUGCUGACGCUUUACGGCAUGUCCCAGGAGAGCAGCGCUGGUUUCGGGAAGUCUGAGCACAGACAGCAAGUUCUGCUCUUCUACAGGACCCUGCAGGACAUACUGGACCACUCGCUGGACUGUCGCAACCGUUACAAACUCAUCCUGCUUGACGAUGAGUAUGUGGAUGACCCUCACUUCCUGUCCAAGGCCAUCCUCAGACACCUGAAGCAGCAGAAGGAGGAGGAGUUCUGCCUCACACCACCUCCUCACAUGGAAAUGGCGCACCCACUCUCAAAUACUCCGAGCGCCCUGCCAAAUGGCCUGCCUUUAAACGGUGAAUGGCACAACCCUGAGCCAAUGAGCAGGGAGCCAACGCUCAUGUUCAGCCUGGACAGACCUCUUCCUCUGAAGGAACCUGUUGAGAUCACCGACUACUAUGUAGAAAAUUUAAGGCAAAUGUGAACAUGCACAGUUCAACAAUCAUCACAUUCCUGCUUUAUCAUGCUGCAGUCCUCUUGUUUCCAAACUGACGGACUAUACAAUACCUCAAUAAAAGUUUACAAGAA
Molecule: messenger RNA, 1479 nt
Organism: Scatophagus argus
Lineage: Eukaryota; Metazoa; Chordata; Actinopteri; Scatophagidae
Gene: sting1
Product: stimulator of interferon response cGAMP interactor 1
Exons: 7
Coding region: 32-1375 (447 amino acids)
Biological process (GO): innate immune response; positive regulation of macroautophagy; autophagosome assembly
Cellular component (GO): endoplasmic reticulum membrane; autophagosome
Molecular function (GO): 2',3'-cyclic GMP-AMP binding; cyclic-di-GMP binding
Source: RefSeq, a predicted model, not a curated record